GGUGGGGAUAGAGCGCGCGAGUGAGAGACAGCGGUUGCGGCUCGCAGCUCUGCAGAGACGAGAAACAAGUCAGUCGCUCGGCGAAUGCGCGCCUGUUCGUGUGAGAAGAUAACGUUUUCAUUCUCGGUUUUUUUCGAUACCUUAACGUGUUUUAUAAAUCGACAUAAAGUUGUUAAUGUCGAGUGCGUCGUGUGUUGACGAUAUGUGACGAGUUGAUAUAGUGCUAUAGUAUAGGAUUUGAAAAAAAAUGGUACAAUGAGUAAAGUGAGGCCGGAAGUUGUGUGACUGAAAAAAAGAGACGACGAUAGCCAAGAUGAUGAUGGCGCCGCAAGUCGUGGGUGUCCUUUUGAAGAAACCUGGCCAGCAGCCACAGACCAGCCACCCCAGGAUUCCACCGAUUGACCCCCAGGAGACUAAAAUCAGAGGUGAACUGUACGUGGAGGACCUGGCAGAACGUCGUUUCGUCUCGAUACGAAUGGGCUGGUUGUGGGUAGAAGGAACCCCGAUGCGCUUGGCAUUGCGUGCACUGAAUCUGCGCCAAGCAACACCAGGCAUUUGUCAACCACACGCCCUUGCACUUGGCUUCACCCUCAGUAACUCACAAGGAGACAGCCUUGCCACCUUCUGGGCCGACACAGAGCCAAUCUGGUGGUCAUGGGUACGCGCUAUAGCUGCAGAAAUCGUACGUCAAACACCCUUUCGAGCACAGCGCUGUCUUAACUUCUUGGAGAUUUUGACGACAUGUCCUCGUGGACCUGUUCCAUUACCCGACAGUCCAACUGAUCAAAGGCGUCGUUCACGUAGUGAGUUACGUUGUUGGCCACACUUAAACAUCGAGAAGAUCGGUAAUGUCCACGUAUUGGAAGAUUCGCGACGACGCGCAAGAAGCGAAUUGCGUGGCUGGUCUAGCAGUAACUCAAGCGACGAGGAUUUGGGAGUUGGCAAAGACCAGGGUAUAAUGCAAACGCGAGCUUGGGGUUGUAGUGAGAGUAGUGAAGGUAGCGAUGAUAGUUUACCCUGGGGUGCUGGUCCAUGCAGGUCAAGUGUUGAUUCGGUAGACUCAGCUAUUUCUAUGACAGAACCACCCACCACCAGAGAACAGAGGAUGCAGAGGUACAAAGAAGCUAGAAGAAGGGAGAACGAGGCUAGAAGAAGACAAGUUUUAGAGGAGGAUGCAAGGAGAAGAAAAGCUUGCAGAGCUGCCGAGGAAAACAACAAUGAUAUUCUACAUAGAAGUUCCAAAAUCAGAACCAGACUCUUCGCGAAAGAGGAUGAUGAUCUGUCACUAAACAGCUCUCUUAAAAAGGAAUAUACUGUGACCAAACUCGGUACUUUGUCAUCUAGAAUUGAGGAUUCUCUGACGUCUAAAGAGAAACUUCCUCCAGUUAGAACUUUGAACGACAUCACCACCACCGUAAGGUUUGAGGAAACAAGAGUCUACGCACCAGACGACAAUAGGAAUAAUAACAGUAAUUCCAGGAAUAAUCAAAUAAAUAGUAUGCUCACAAACAAUACAGUCAAACCUGGUAUCCUCAGAACCGAUACUAUUGAAAGAAAGAGUAGGGCACGAGAACGUCGUUGUGUACGAGAGAGAGGUUCUUUGAUGUCUUUACCAGUCAUCAUCUCCAAUGGUAACAACAAUAUAGAAACACUCAAAGAACGAAAAGAGCGUCUAACGAUUACUCGAAUACCAAUCAAAUUCCCGGAAAUCAUUGUUGAUUGCGUAGAUGGUGUUAAGUCUCCCAGGACACCUUUAGCUACCAACAUAUCCCUCUCCCUUUACCGCGAACCUCCGUGCGAGGAAGAUGUUGCCAGACUUUUAGAACGCUGUCAGAGGGUAGAUCGUUACGUUCCGGUUCGCGAGAAAUUAACUCUGUUUGAAUCUUUAUCUCGUAUGGGUGGUCGUUUAGCCAGGAGUACCGAAGAUCUUGGGCGCUCGAGUUCUAAUCCUAGCCCUAAAGGCAAACAAAGGGCUAGGUCGUUGCACGAUUUGAACAGAGGAUUAAAGGCAGUGCCUGUACGUGAAAUGUGCAGGUUUUUCGAGAAUGGUAGUCCCGAUAACGAGACUCCCGUGAAAAAAGAUCCAACGAGAACGAGAUUUAACGACUUCACACUUACGAAUACUGGACGAAGUCCAUCGACGUGGAAAGAUCCACCGAAAAAUCCCAAUGCUCCCUGUAUCAGGAUGUCUGCUAGAAGGAAGCAUUACGCCAAAUAAUAUGUUGUUUUUUCUUUCGUCGGGUUUUGUUAUAUAUCGUUCGAAGUAUAAACCGUGCGCAGCGCGAAUUCAUAAUUAAUUUUGACUAUUUAUAAUUUCUUUUUUCUACGUGUACGUGCGUGUAUGCGUGUGUAUGUGUGUUAGUACGAGCGUUCUUUAUGUGUGUGUAUUGUUCUUCUGCUGUACUUUUUGUGCGUUGAUGAUUAUUUUACGAUCAAUUUACAUGAUAACCAGCUCGGUGUAAUUAACCAUGGGAUCAUGGGAAAAUUUCAUUGGCUUCUUUUGCUGCCAGUAUUGUGGCGCUGUUGCUGGUGCUGUUCUGAUACGAAAGUAAUUCUAUUCUUUCUAUAAUAAAUAAUUUUGCGCGCUACCGUUGUGCAUAAGUCGCAAGUGUGAGAAGCUACACAAUUGUUUCCUCAGUAUUCAUCGCCUUCCGAUGCUUCUUGACUUUUAUUUUUCUUCAACUUUGGAAGCAACAAUAGCUCGAUCAUUAUCUAUGUUUUUCUUGUUUUCUUUCUCUCUAAGCUGAUUAUUAAUCGUCGCGUAUAUUUUAUAGUGAGCAAAAGAAUAUUCUCAGAAUUGUAAUAAAUGAAUAAUUGUUGUAUAUAUUUACUUUAUGUUGUAAGUGUAUCAUUGUAUGCUUAUAAUUUUCAAGUUUUGGUAAAAAUCGUUGAUGAAAUUAGAAAAAAUGGAAUUUGAAUGCAAUAUGUAUUGUGGAAAAUCACCUAAGGCGGCACUAGUGAUAUCGAUCGAAAAAGAAUAUUUGAAUUAGUCUGAAACAUACUGUGAUGGUUUUUCAUGUUUAUAAAUUAUUGAUGACGCUUACCUUUAACAAUACUAAUGAAAAAUAUGCUUUUGAAGAUCGUUUCUGGCUGCUGCGGCUUAUUAAAACAAUCGACGCAUUCUUUAAAUUGACUUUUUUCAUAAUAAAUUGUUUAUUUAUUAAAUUUUCCGUUUUUUUUUACUUUCGAUCUAUGACGCGUGUUCUAUUUAUCGAAAAAAAAGAAAGCUCGGUACGUGUCUUCGAUAAAUAUAACAGUAUAUGCGUAUCUUUUUGCGUCAUUGAUCAACAAACGGAGGGAGAAGCAAUUAAUCGAAACUCGAUUGAACGAACAAACGAGCGAGCGUGAGCACUUCUAGAACCAAGAGAAGACGAAAGGAGAAGAAAAAAAUGUUAAGCCGGUACUUUAUGCUGCACAGCGCGGCUAAGAGAAAGUCGAUUUGUUGUUUGCUCGUGCGUCGACAAAAGCAGUCGAGCGUCCCCGGAUUUUGAUAAGAAAUUAACGAUGCCCGAUACACACAAGAACUUGCUUUGAAAACACGCAGGCGUGAAAAGUCAAUCGACAAAGAAACCUUCCAAAUGAACAUCGACCGAGAGAGACAAUCGAUGCUUCAUCGCUCGACAUGCAAGUAUGACGUCUGAUGAGUUCGUUAACACGGCAACCGUUGUUGGAAUGUUUUAAUUUUGAUUUUCCAGUUGACCUUGAAUAAUAAAAGGGGCCAGACCCCUCGAUGAUGAUGCUCAAUUUUUCCGCUAAGCGUACGGAAGAUUAUAUGGUCCCACUCGAAUAUUCGUGGAUAAAAUCUUUCUAAUGCUCUUAAAGAAAUUAUACCUUGAUAACGUAAUGAAAAAAGAUUUCAUUUUGUAAAUUAAAUCCUCUUUUAAGUAUCGAACGGUUCUUACAAUGUCGUAUGAAAUAAAUUUUGUUUUCUAAUUACUGAGUAGGUAAUAGCUAUUGUUUUUUGAAUUAGUGUUUUUUGUAAAAUGAACAGCACAUAUUACUCAUUAUUUGGAAAACACCAUUUGAGAUUACACAAUAGAAACGAAAUUAAUUUUUGCGCCUCAUAGCGAUUAUCCUAAAAGACUUUCCUGUCUUUGUGACCUAGUAAGAAUGUUUCCUUGGCAAGACUUGCAGCGUAUAAGCUUUCAUUAUGAAUCAAGGUUAAAACAAAAUCGGCUUAAGUAACAGUAAAGGUAAAAGAAAAGUUUGAGCAUCGAGAACGAGAUAAGAUCUUUUAGCCUUACACACAAUUCCACUUUAUACAGAGUGCGUGUAUAACAGUUGAGUCGCAUCAAUCGUGGGUCGACUUUUCCUGCCGAACUCUCAAGGGAAAAUGGAGAUCAAUGGGAUUCGGAAGCGACCUUGCAAUUCGCAGUUACUCGACCCGGAAAAAUCUCACUUCCUGUAUGCUCGUGUGCGCGCAUCGUUCAUUUCCCGUCUGUAGUUUGCCGCGCAAUCGGGUCAGUUGGCAUCCGGUACGUAACAGAUACAUGUAACAACGCGGAGCGAUCGAAAAAAAAAGGGAAAGAAAAUGAUCGCAUACACUUUUUGUUUUGAACAACGAGCUGGUUUUUAUGGGAAAUCCUUCGUGCGAGAGGUGUCAAAAACGGAAACGAUUGAAAUAUCAGCAGCUUCUCACGAUCGUAGCCAGCGUUAACGACUUGAGAAAUGAGUGAAAGCGCAACAACACAGCGCGCCGGCAAAUAUAAUUGUAUGACAAUGUGUGUACACUGAGUGAGACAGUGCGUUUUAGUCUUUUCACGUUUACAUGUAUCAUAACCGCUCAUCUUGUAAGAUAUAUACUCGUUUUAUUUAAGUCGCACUCAUUAUCCAUGCACCAGGCCUCUGAAACGAGCGCUUAGGCUCACGAGUUCUCUGUUUCUUCCCGUCUUUUCGUCGUCGUCGGCAUCUAAGAGAAUGUGCAAAGUAGCCUCCAUAGAAUUUAUAAUCGAACUUAGAUUUUAUAAGAACUGUAUAUAAACAUAUUAUUCGUAUAACUCAGUAAAAUACGGAACUCAAUGAUUUCAUUGCACACUGUCAUUGAAAGAAACAAUUUGAAUGGUGCAAUUACAUCAAAAAAAUAAGAUCACCACAGUAUGCGCAAACACGUGUUUUAACCAACGUCGCGUUUGUUAAAACAAAAAAAAAGUAAAUAAAUAAAUAAAAAUAAUAAAUAAAGUCGACGGUCGCAUCGACCGUUCGCCAAAGAGGUUCUCUAGUCCCUCGUGCAUGUCGUGAUGUCUGUGUGACACACGAGGAAUCUACGAAAAAUAAGGAGGUGCGGACGAGCCAAGAGAAUUUGCGUCUCUUCGUCUCUUCGCUUUCCCUCUCGUUUUUUGCGUGCGUACUUUUAAAUGCAUAACUCACAUUACACACUCAUACAUACAUUACGUUUAUUAAGAAAGGUAAGUGAUAAAUCAGUGACGAGCGCUAAUUGCGCACGCGCCGCUAAGUUUCUAUUUGUAUUUACGUUUGUUAUACUGUAAUGAUAUAGAAAAAAAGGACGAAUAAUAGCCGU
Molecule: messenger RNA, 5518 nt
Organism: Phymastichus coffea
Lineage: Eukaryota; Metazoa; Arthropoda; Insecta; Hymenoptera; Eulophidae
Exons: 3
Coding region: 314-2218 (634 amino acids)
Source: RefSeq, a predicted model, not a curated record